Apaloderma vittatum (bar-tailed trogon) is the source of this 957-nucleotide messenger RNA. Its product is annotated as protein FAM122A. The record is from RefSeq and is a predicted model, not a curated record. Gene Ontology annotation, cellular component: cytoplasm; nucleus. Gene Ontology annotation, biological process: mitotic G2/M transition checkpoint. The coding region runs from base 59 to 733 and encodes 224 amino acids. Lineage: Eukaryota; Metazoa; Chordata; Aves; Trogoniformes; Trogonidae. The transcript is spliced from 9 exons. Gene Ontology annotation, molecular function: protein serine/threonine phosphatase inhibitor activity.
UAAUUCGCAGGUGUUCCAGGCUAACGUUUUGCGAACCCGCAGGAACAGCACCACAGUUAUGAAUCGUCACAGUCUGUUUGUGCCAUCCUCUCCUAUCCGUAUUCCUAGCAGCCGUCUUCAUCAAAUCAAACAGGAAGAAGGAAUGAAUUUGCUGAACAGAGAAACAGUACGUGAAAGAGAAGUGCAAGUAGCAAUGCAGAUGAGCCACUCAUGGGAGGAGAGCUUGAGCCUGAGUGACAAUGAUUUUGAAAAAUCAUCACCAAAGCAAGUAGACUUUGUCCCAGUUUCUCCAGCUCCUUCACCUACCAGAGGAAUAGGGAAGCAAUGUUUCUCGCCGUCUUUGCAAAGUUUGGUGAGCAGCAGUGGGUUACCCCCAAGUCCCAGCCCAAGUCCAACAAGGCGAUUUCCGAGCAGGAGAAGCCAGAGUCCAAUUAACUGUAUUCGACCAAGUGUUCUUGGGUCAAUAAAAAGAAAAGGUGUAACAGAGAUAGAAGAUCAUCCAAAAAGAUUAUUCCAAGGAUCCACCAGCAUUCUUGUCCCUGAAGUUUCACACCAGGCGGACCUCGGGGGAUGUCUGUCGUCACAUGCUCUUGAUGACAACAGAAGCAGUGCAGGCUCUUCCUGUGACUCACCGGCUGAAGUCGGCACCAACACAGACUCUCCAGUCUCACUUUCUGACUCCAGAUCUCCUUUUUUACCAGUAGAUCUUACAGCUAAGUUACCUAUGAAUUGAGAAGCAGAAGUCUGCUAAUGGACCCCAAGAACCAGGCUGGAUAUCAAUAAGACUUUGUUAUGUGUAACUGAUCCUGUUCCUCAUAGGAACUUCCAGAAAUGUCAUUAUUUCUAGAAAACUUCCAGAACAGUUCCUUGAGGAGGAAUUCCUGUUUCUAGUGAUUUGUGUGACAUUUACUAACACACAGUAAGCAUUUGAACUGCAGACGCCUUUGAUGCUGAUAU